Messenger RNA from Dunckerocampus dactyliophorus (ringed pipefish), 3758 nucleotides. It is a transcript of the gene ppp2r5ca, whose product is annotated as protein phosphatase 2, regulatory subunit B', gamma a. Gene Ontology annotation, biological process: protein dephosphorylation; signal transduction. The record is from RefSeq and is a predicted model, not a curated record. The coding region runs from base 120 to 1841 and encodes 573 amino acids. Lineage: Eukaryota; Metazoa; Chordata; Actinopteri; Syngnathiformes; Syngnathidae. The transcript has 16 exons. Gene Ontology annotation, cellular component: nucleus; protein phosphatase type 2A complex; cytosol. Gene Ontology annotation, molecular function: protein phosphatase activator activity.
GAGGCAGCCUGCGCGGACUCAUGGUCACAUGGUGGGUGCGUGAAUUGUCAGUAGUGGGAGCCACGCCAGCGUGAACUCUAGUGGGAAACCGCGACCAGCUGACAGUGGAGCUGCCCAUCAUGCCUCAGAAGAACAGAAAAGAGAAGGAGUCCAGUAAGUCUGGAAAGAGCAAGAAACCUGCAAAUAAAAACAGGCCUGUCGGUGAUCAUGAUGGUAAGAAAGUGGCUCCAGCGACUCAGCUGAUGAGGGUGAAGCAGCCGGGGUCACACUCGGUCGGGAGGAGGGAGAAGAGGUUGAGUUCGUCAUGCUUCCCCCUCAGUGACAACAGGGAGCUGUACAAACUAGCUGCACUGACAGACGUGGCCCCCGCGGAGCAGGAGAAGCUCUUCAUCCAGAAGCUGCGGCAGUGCUGCGUCCUUUUCGACUUCCUGUCCGACCCACUGAGCGACCUGAAAUGGAAGGAGGUGAAGCGAGCAGCGUUGAGCGAGAUGGUGGAGUACAUCACCCACAACAGGAAUGUCAUCACAGAGCCCAUCUAUCCGGAGGUGGUUCACAUGUUUGCUGUGAACAUGUUCAGAACGCUGCCUCCUUCAUCCAACCCCACUGGAGCAGAAUUUGAUCCCGAGGAGGAUGAACCCACGCUUGAAGCGGCGUGGCCACACUUACAGCUCGUGUAUGAAUUUUUCCUUAGGUUUUUAGAAUCGCCUGACUUUCAGCCGAACAUAGCGAAGAAAUACAUCGACCAGAAAUUUGUUAUGCAGCUUCUAGAACUAUUUGACAGCGAAGAUCCCAGAGAGCGAGACUUCCUCAAGACGACCCUCCAUAGGAUCUAUGGAAAGUUCCUCGGCCUGAGAGCUUACAUCAGAAAACAGAUUAAUAACAUUUUCUAUAGGUUUAUCUAUGAGACUGAGCACCACAAUGGUAUUGCUGAACUACUGGAAAUACUUGGAAGCAUUAUCAAUGGAUUUGCCUUACCUCUAAAAGAAGAGCACAAGAUAUUCCUGUUGAAGGUUUUAUUACCUCUACACAAAGUUAAAUCACUCAGUGUCUACCAUCCACAGCUGGCCUACUGUGUGGUGCAGUUUUUAGAAAAGGAUAGCACCCUAACUGAGCCGGUGGUCAUGGCUCUCCUCAAGUAUUGGCCAAAGACCCACAGUCCCAAGGAAGUGAUGUUUCUCAACGAGCUAGAGGAGAUUCUGGACGUCAUUGAGCCGUCCGAGUUUGUUAAAGUGCAGGAGCCUCUCUUCCGACAGCUGGCCAAAUGUGUGUCCAGCCCGCACUUCCAGGUGGCAGAGAGAGCUCUGUACUACUGGAAUAAUGAGUACAUCAUGAGUCUGAUCAGCGACAACGCGGCAAAAAUUCUACCAAUCAUGUUCCCCGCUCUGUACCGCAACUCCAAGACCCACUGGAACAAGACCAUCCACGGCCUCAUCUACAAUGCACUGAAGCUAUUCAUGGAGAUGAACCAGAAGCUCUUUGACGACUGCACACAGCAGUUCAGGGCUGAGAAAAACAAGGAAAAGGCCAAGUCGAAAGAGCGUGAAGAAGCUUGGAUCAAGAUUGAGAACCUCGCCAAAUCCAAUCCACAGUUCUCUAAGUAUGUUGAUCGCUCUGACCGCGAUAGUCCAGUAUCAAUGGAGACGGAUGUUCCUUUGAUAGAAGAUGUUCAAAGGUUAAAAAAGACAGUUGUGGAAGGCGCGACUCAGCUGCAGCAGGACCAGUGGAAGGAUCGGCCCAUGGUGCGGCGCAAAUCUGAGUUGCCUCAGGACAUCUACACCACAAAAGCCUUGGAGUCCCACCGCAGAGCUGAAGACAUGUUGACCACCCGCGACGGACUCUAGAUCCUGCCCCUUGACGGCCAUGGACGUCCUCCCCUCCACCCGCCCAACAGCUGUCAAACUGGAUGACCCACGUUGGGCUCGCCAUCCCUCCCUUUUCUCACACCCUCGUUUUUUACCCUGAAUCCUUUUGUUCUCGUCCAUUCCGGCUGCCCAUGCAGCAACACACUGGGCCUGUGACCAGUGCAGGAGUCCCAUGUUCACGUUCCUCAGAUUUCUGCUUUCUCAGGUUCUUUUGGUUUUAUUUGGAGAGGGACGUCCCUUUUUGUUCAUGUCUUCAAGCCCCCUCGUCGUUCUCUGUUAAGUGUGGAACCUGGACGAAGACAAGGACUACACCAUUCCUUCAUUCUUUUGUCGGGAGUAUGGAACUGCCGGAGCUGACGUUUUAUGUCUGGAUUUUGUUUUUCAUGCAAGGCAAGAAAAGUCAAACGAAAGACGAGACUUUCCCAUCGUCCAUUUCCAGUCAUUUAACGGACAUCUUGCCAGUGCCAAGACUGUUUUUGUUUUUAUCUACGAUUCAAACAGGGACACGUGCCUUUGGUUUUGGUCAGUAGUGUUUUGUUUUGUAGUGUAGCACACUUACGACCAAACUCAGGCCUGUCCGUCGCCUUGCAAUGUCCAGGAAGACAGUGAGGAAAUGGGACGUUGUCCUGUGGACAUCCGUCACUUUCCGUUUUAUUGUUUAGUUUUUUUGUUCAUGUGCCAUUUGCCGCUCUUUCAUAGGCUUGCUUCCUUGUGUUCACAGGCAAUACUUUGAAAACCCGGCGGUAAUUGUGCCCCCCACAGUUCAAACAAUGGUACUGCUGAAUGUGAUAUUGAGAUGUGCGUCUUUGCCGCAACAUUACCUGUGAUGCAGUGGCAACGUCUAGGCAAGAAGGAUUUAAAAUCCCCGUAAUUGACUGUUUUAAAGCGAUUUAAGUUAUUUAAUACAAGCUCUCACUAGUUAUAGAUGCACUUGAUGCUAAAUGAGAAACACCAAAAAAUCCCUCUCUAAACUUGACCAGCAUCGGAAAAUCAGUACUGUUGUUUCAACUAGCGAGGCAUGCUCUAUUUUCUUCAUAUUUGAUGUGGUAGUUGUCUCGUCCCUGGAGGUGAAGUAGUGUGGCCGUUCACACGGCCCUGAACCCGACUGUGUCACAAGGCCGACCACAAACAUGCCAGAUGCUGACCAGUGAACUGACAUUGUGACUUGGCUGAUUUAACUGUAUUAAUACUGUAUUUGCUUGAAUGCAAAAAGUUGUAAAUUUAAAAAGUACCAUGUUAAACAUGUACCUUUUACUCCGGAGGAAUGCCAUUCAACCAAACUUGAUUUCUUUCUUUCUUAAAAAAAAACCUAUGCUUGCUGGGAAAGAUGAUCUUUUAUGGGUUUUAUGAGUUAUGAGGUUUUAUUUUUAGUCGUUUAAAAAAAUGAGUCCUUUCGAUAGAGGCUAUUAAAAAGUUAUUUGGUGGCUUUGUCUUUUUCAUUUUUAACAUUUUAUUUCCAAAACAUAACUUAAGUGUCCUUUUGUAUGUGACCUGUACUAUAUGAUUCAUUUAAUAUUGUAUAUAUGAUUUACCUUGUUUCAUGUAGUGUUAUAUAUUUAUAUAUCUAUAUAUAUAUAUAUAUCUAUAUAUUUAUAUAUAUCUAUAUCUAUAUAUAUAGAUAUAUAUUAAUUUUGUACAAAUUGUCCUUCUGUACAGAAUAAAACCUCCUUAGCAAGAGAAAAUGUCAAUCUGGCACAUACAUUUUUUUUUAAGUCCCCCUCCUUUCUUCAUUCAUACCCUCGGCAAAAGAUUUUUCAAAAGUACUCAUAUUUUUACUGUUAACUCAUCUCCACUGCAAAUGUUCAUGCCCAUUGUGUGCUCCUAUCACUGUCUCUAGUGGUGUACAAUGAUAUAGAAUGAAUAAAGAACUUAUUUGAAUAUAUAUUUUCAACCAUG